CUGCGAGAGGCCAAGGCCAAGGAGCUGCACCAGGACAUUGAGAUCCUCAGCCAGACCUUCGCGCGGGUGAUGGACUGCAAGGACAGCGUCAUCAAGUCCCUGGCCACAGACCUGGAGGAGGCAGAGGAGCAGCACGCCCGGGCCCUGCGCAGCCACCUGCACAACAUCGACUGCCUGCUGCAGCUCCAGCGCUGCCGCCUGACCUGCCUGGAGGAGGGGUACAGCGCCCAGCUGGAGGCCCUGACAACAGAGUUUGAGGCUGAGAGGAGGACCAUCCUUGAGCAGCAUGAGCGAGAAAGCCGCUACCUGCGGGACGUGGCACUGGCCGUGGAGCAGAAUUAUGCCAAGGACGACCAUGAGGCCACGCUCAAUUUCCAGAGUGCCCGGGAUGACAUCAAGAACAAGAGCCUGCAGGAGAAGCAGUACAGCCGCAUGCAGCUGGGCGGGAGGGCGAAAGCACUCUGGGAGCAGUUCCAGCGGGCCAUGCAGAGCUAUGCAGAGGCCACUGAGCACCAGAAGAUCGCUUUUGAGGUGCUGAAGCAGAAGGACGAGAAGAGCUCCAGGGAGAUCGAGAUGCAGGCGAAGAAGCUGCAAAAGCUCCAGGACUCGAUCGCAGCCACCAAGGGCCGGAUGGCGGCUCACCUGCGGGAGAGCGGGGAGCAGAACCGGCGCGCAUGGGAGGAGAAGGAGAGGGUCCUCAGGCAGCUGCAGGAGCUCAAGAGCGAGAUGAACCAGGCCAGGGCUGAGGCGCACGGUGGCCUGGCGAGGCUCACCGCGCAGAGCAGCGCUGCCCUGAGGGUGCUGGCGCGGGUGCUAGAGAAGGCCCAGCGCAUCCUGCGGCUGGCCGAGAUGUGUCGCAGGCUGGAGACGGAGCAGGAGAAGGUGCUGCCCUUCUACCCUUCCUCGCUGGCAGAGGGGGAGCAGCGAGAUGCCCAGCAAGUCCUUGAGGAGACACCUGCGGAGCCCCUGACCCGGGCCAUGUGGGACUACGUGGGGUUGGAGCGAUUCUGGCAGCGGUUCAACAAGGCAAAGCUGGAGGAGCAGGCGCUGGAGCGGGAGCGGGCGGCCCUGAGCCAGAGGAACCGGCGCCUGCGGGAGCUGCUCAGGCAGUACCUGGCAGGGAUCUCCAUCAGCCAGGAGGUGCUCAGUGAGCCCAACCCGCUCCUUGCCGUCGAGCACAAGAGCUGCAUCCCCAGGGACCUGCCCCACGCCGGGGGGGGCCAUGCACAAGGUCAUCGGGGCGCCGUGCACCCUGACAGCCUCUUGGGAGGGGACGCCCACCUGGACCCCAUCCAUGGCUCUGCCAGCACCAGCUGA
Messenger RNA from Phaethon lepturus (White-tailed tropicbird), 1317 nucleotides. It is a transcript of the gene CCDC65, whose product is annotated as coiled-coil domain containing 65. Gene Ontology annotation, cellular component: axoneme; axonemal dynein complex. Gene Ontology annotation, biological process: cilium-dependent cell motility; regulation of cilium movement; axonemal dynein complex assembly. Lineage: Eukaryota; Metazoa; Chordata; Aves; Phaethontiformes; Phaethontidae. The transcript has 7 exons. The annotation marks the transcript as partial. The record is from RefSeq and is a predicted model, not a curated record.